Molecule: messenger RNA, 1703 nt
Organism: Bombus pyrosoma
Lineage: Eukaryota; Metazoa; Arthropoda; Insecta; Hymenoptera; Apidae
Product: polymerase delta-interacting protein 3-like
Exons: 7
Coding region: 80-1378 (432 amino acids)
Biological process (GO): mRNA export from nucleus
Cellular component (GO): nucleus
Molecular function (GO): mRNA binding
Source: RefSeq, a predicted model, not a curated record
GUGGCCUACAUAGUUGCAUAUCGCAUGUAUCUUCGAUUCCAUGAUUCGCGUCAGUUUCGGGUAGUUGGAUUGUUACGGUAUGGCUGAUGUGGGUCUAAGUUUAGAUGACAUAAUUAAAAAAUCAAAAUCAUCAGGAAUGAGAAGCAGAGGUGGAAGUAUCCGAAGAGGUAUUAAUAGGGGUGCACGUGCUAAUGGUUCACUAAGAGGACGAGGUUCACAAGUUAUUACAGAUGCACGAUUUAAAAUUAUACAAAAGAAUCGGGAGAAACUUACAGAUGCAAGAGAUAAACUUGCAGAAAUUGCCAAACAAAGUGAUGCCAGAUUAAAAUUGGAUAAAAUUCGUGCAUCACAGUUUAAGAAAAUAAAAGCACAGAUACCUGGGAUAUCUCAAAAAACAGGUCGUAAUGGAAGACUGUCUUUAUCAACUAAUAAAGUGCCUCCAAUUAUGCCACACACCGUAGCACCAAAUAUUCCAAAUAAUUAUAUGCCACCAUCCACUAGGGCAGUGGGUUAUAGGUCACAUCCAAUUGCAGAAACUCAUUACAUGGGUGAUAUGAACAUGGAUUUUAUUGAUGGUACAAAGAAAAUUGAUUAUAUGAUGGAGUCAGCACCUUUAAGAAGAACAGUAAGUAAUGAAUAUGCUCCUACACCACCCCCGCCUCCUCCAGCUUUCAGUAUUAAACCUACAUCUUCAUACACAUGGGUAAAACCAACAAGCAGUAAUGUAAUAAGAAUUGUACCUUCUCGUAAACCUGACGAUGAUCGAGAACGUGAAAGAGCAAGAGAUUAUAAAGUUAUUGCACGUUUUCCAAUGGCAAAACCUGCUUCUCCCUCAUAUAAGGAAGAUUGGAGUUUUGGUACAAAGUCAAGGACUAUAUUAGCAGAAGAUGCAACAGAUUCAAAGUAUUAUGAUUCAAGAAGUCAUAGAGAUAUUGGAGUAAAAUCAAGACUAGAUUCAGUUCCGAGUAAAUCGCGAAAUAUAGGUGUUUUACCUCGAUCCAAGACAAGCUCCACUUCGUCGUCACAAUCAACUGGUUAUCGGAUUGUAGUAUCAAAUUUACAAGCAAAUGUCACUCAAGAAGAUAUCAAGGAAUUAUUUGAGGAUGUAGGAGAAUUAUUAGUAUCUAGAUUAGUACGACCAGGUACAGCAGAAGUAAUUUAUAAAACAUUAAAGGAUGCUACUAAAGCUGUUGAAACUUAUCAUAAUAGACAGUUAGAUGGACACCCUAUGAAGUGUCUCCUUGUAAAUCCACGACCAAAAAAUAAUCCAACUGGACCAGCCGUUAGGUCUCUUACAGAAUCCAGAAGAAGUGUUAGUUCAAGUUAUGUACAACCAAGUUUAGGAGCAGUACACCGUGCAUUGUUCGAUGAUUCUUAAUCAAAUAUAUUUCAAUUUUAAUCAUAAAAUGCCAUAUAUAAUGGCAAAAGUUUUUAUUCUAAAUAUUUUUAAAACAGAAGGAAAUAGAAAAGGAAUCAAGAGAUUAAAAGAUGUACACUAAAAGCAUGCAUCUGGAGAAUGGAAUUCUGACUGGAAAUUGUAUUUAUAAAAUGUCAUGUAUCUUAUUUUUAAUCUAUAUUACAAUUGAACGAAAUUAGCUCAAUAGCAAGUGAAUUAAAUGUUGUUAUAACAGACAGACGCAAGAAUGCUUAUUGUACAUUUAAUAUAGUCAAAUAAAACAACAAGCAUUUAGGAAUUUUUAAUA